UCGCCCCGACGCGGCCUCGCCCGGCGUCCGCCCUCGCCUGCGGCCUCGCGGAGGGCGAGCCGGCGGCCUUGCGGUCUGCGCGCCGCCCGCCCAGGCCACCGCGGCCUCGCCCGUUGCGGCCCGCGCGUCCUCUGUCUGCGUUCGGCUGCUUCUCCUCUCUUCCCAAAAAAAAAAAAAAACAGCCGAGAGGGGAAGCAGGACACGGUUUGUUUCCAUGGCGUCCCCCAGCCGCACUCGUCCGGGUGCCAUUCCUGUUCCCAAGUGUCCAGUCAUCUUCAAUGGCACAAACUGGGCCGAUUUUGUUUUUCAUAUGGAGGUGCACAUGGAUGGGCAGCUGCUGUGGAACUACCUUACGGGCGAUCUGAUCUGUCCUACUAUUCCAAUUCUUCCUAAGCAGCCCACCUAUCCUCCAGAUGCUGAUGAUGCAGCCAAACAUGCUCUCCUUGAUGCAUUUGAGGCUGAGAUGGAGACCUAUCAAUCUGAUCUUGGCGUCUAUGAGACUUGGCUGCGUGAGGAAAAAUCGGCCAAGGCCAUCUUACUUGCAAGCAUAGAGAUUGAUCUUGCACGCUCCCUCAGAGGUCUUGCCACCUCCCACCUCAUGUGGGAAUAUCUUCGUUGCAGUUAUGAGAUCCGCAAUGAGGCGAUGUACCUUGCUGUUGUUGAGGAGGCACAGUCACUUCGUCAGCUUGAUUCUACAGUUGACGACUUCCACCGCAAGAUGACUGAUGUCUGGCAUCGCCUAGACAAUUUGGGGGCCGAGUUCUGUGGUGGUGGUACUUGUCGGUGUUGUGACCGGCACCGGGAGCAGCGCGACACACUCCGUCUCCACGAGUUUCUCUCUCGGCUGCGUCCAGAGUUUGAGACUGUUCGGGCACAGCUACUGACUCGUCGCCCGCGCCCGUCGCUUGCCGAGGCGAUGCCUGAGCUGCGAGCUGAGGAGACUCGUCUUCGGACUGGAGGGGUCAGCCAUCCUCAACUGCAGCCGGCUGUUCUGGUGGCUACACCCCCACCAGUCUCCCUACCUUCGCCCCAGUCUGCGGUGGUGGCGGGGGUCCCCUCUGGUGUGCGGUGUGACUACUGCAAGAUUUAUGGUCAUGAGGAGAAGGAUUGUCGUAAGAAGCAGCGCAACCGCUAUGACGCCGUGAUCGGCGCCACUCUUCAGGCUCUGGUGGUUCCUCUACUCCGCAGGGCACUCGUUCUGUGUCUGCAGCCGAGCAGGAGGUUCUUGCUCUGUUCCGCCGCCUCACUACUGCAGCUCAGGCUCACGGGACUACAGCUCAGGCCUCUGGUUCCACACCUCCUCCUCCUCCGCCAUCAGGUACAUCACCACCGUGGUUUCUUGAUUCUGGUGCCUCUUUCCACAUGACACCCCAUACCACCCA
This is a messenger RNA of Sorghum bicolor (sorghum), 1382 nucleotides long. RefSeq lists its product as uncharacterized. Bases 215 to 1366 code for a protein of 383 amino acids. The transcript has a single exon. Lineage: Eukaryota; Viridiplantae; Streptophyta; Magnoliopsida; Poales; Poaceae. The record is from RefSeq and is a predicted model, not a curated record.